Molecule: messenger RNA, 501 nt
Organism: Podospora anserina S mat+
Lineage: Eukaryota; Fungi; Ascomycota; Sordariomycetes; Sordariales; Podosporaceae
Exons: 2
Coding region: 1-501 (166 amino acids)
Cellular component (GO): plasma membrane
Source: RefSeq, a predicted model, not a curated record
AUGAUGAAGCUUUUCACCCUCCUGUUUUCAUCCCUCCUCGGCCUCCUCGUCGCCGCCCAGAAUGACGAUAACACACAGAAACAAGUCACCAUCCUGGCCGGCGGCCAAGGCUACGCCUACCACGGCUGCUACACCGAAACAACCGAUCUCUUCGUCAACACCACCUCCCGCCGCGCCCUCGACGGCGGCAGCAACAGCGUGCAGCCCGACAUCAUGACGGUCGAAAAGUGCUGGGAGUUCUGCGGCAAGGGGUCGUAUAAAUACGCCGGGUUGGAGUACUCCAGAGAAUGCUGGUGCUCCCAAACCCUGUCAACCCUCUCCACGAAGGUCUCCGACAAGGAAUGCGACCUCCCCUGCGACGGCAACAGCACCCAGUCCUGCGGCGGGAGCCUCAAGUUGACCCUUUAUAUCACCAGUGCAGCCGCCAGUCUUGCCGGGGGUCUCUCAUUGUUGGUAACGUUCGGAGCAGUGGGGAUGAUGGUGUUUGCUUCUGUCUUCUAA